AUGACAAAUAAUGGAAACAUAAACGAUGAACGAACUGUAAAUGAUGAAGAGAAACGGGAAGAAGGUUCGUUCGCUAUUUUAAAAACAAAAAGGAAAGAAAACACAGAAAUUAUGAAUUAUGCUAAUUAUAACAUAGAUAAUGAUAAUAAUACAAAUUUAUGUUUAAACAAUAUAAUAAAAAAAAAUAAUAAAAGAAUAAUAAUUGAAAAAUUAAUAUUAGAAAAUUUUAAAAGCUAUUCAGGAAUAAAAAUAAUUGGACCAUUUUAUAAAAAAUUUAGUUGUAUUGUUGGACCAAAUGGAAGUGGUAAAAGUAAUAUUAUAGAUGCAAUGCUUUUUGUUUUUGGGCGAAGAGCAAAAAAGAUUCGACAAAAUAAAUUAUCAGAUCUUAUUCAUAAUUCAAAAUAUUCUACAAAUAACGAAUAUACAAAAGUGUCCAUAUAUUUUAAGACAAUUAUAGAUAAGCCCGGCGAAGAAGAUGAAGAAGAUGAAGAAGAUGAAGAAGGCGAUGAAAAUGCCGAGGGUAGGAAUGAUGAUAACGAUGUGAAUGGCGAAUCUAGUCCUCACGAUUUUAUAAUUAGCCGUGAAGCCACGAUAGAUAAUCAAUCAAAAUACAGAAUCGAUGGAAAAGUUGUUACACAAAAAGAUGUGUUUGAUUUGCUUUAUAAAAAGGGAAUAGAUUUGAGUAAUAAUCGUUUUUUAAUAUUGCAAGGAGAAGUAGAACAAAUAGCCCAAAUGAAUCCAAAAGGAAAUAAAAAUGAAGAAGGGUUAUUAGAAUAUUUAGAAGAUAUAAUUGGUACAAAUAAAUAUAUAGAUGAUAUAAAUUCUAGUUUAGAAAAUUUUGAAAAAAGUGAAGAAAUUUAUCAUGAAAAGGUAAACAGAUUAAAACAUGUUUAUAAUGAAUUAAAAGAAUUAUCAUCUCCAAGAAAAGAAGCAAAAUAUUUUAUAGAUUUACAAAAAAAUACAUACAAAUUAAAUAUAAUAAGCUUAAAAAAAGAUAGAUAUGAAUUUGGAAAAAUAAUAUAUAAUAAAGAAAAAGAACAUGAAAAAUAUUUAGAAAUAAAAGAUGGUCAUAAUGUAGAAUAUAAUAAAUUAUUAGAAGAAAGAAAAGAAAUAAAUACUAUUCUUAAUGAUUUAGAAAAUGAAGAAGAUCAACUUAUUAAAAAAAAAAAUAAAACAGAUUCUGAUUUUAAAAAAUUAACACAAAAUGAUGAAAAUAUUAAAAAAGAAUUAAUCACAAUAGUUGAAAAAAUGCAAAGUUUAUAUGUAAAAAGAGAAGAAUUGAAAAAAAAAAAAAUUCCUUUAUAUAAAAAAACUAUAGAUGAAAAACAAAAUAUUCUUACCGAAAUAAAAAAAAAUAAACUUCCAAAAUUAGAACAAGAAGUAGAAAAAUGUGAAGAAGAAUUAGAAAAAUAUAAUGAAGAAAUAAAAAAAGAUAUAGACAAAAUUAAUCAAGUAUAUUCAAAUGAAGAAAAAAAAUUGGCACCAUUACAAAACCGUUAUGAUAGUACAAUCAAAGAUAUAUCAGAAUGUAUAACAAAAUGUAAUAUCAUUGAAAAAAAAAAAAAAGAAUAUAGAAAUCAUGUAGAAAAUUUAGAACAUAUCCAAUCAAAGAUAUUAAAUGAAAUUAAAGAAAAAGACAUCCAAAUAAAACACAUGGUAUCAAUGCAACAAGAAAAAGAAAAUGAACUAGCCAAAAAAGAAAAAGAUCUACAAAAUUUAGAUAAUAAAAUUGAAGAAAUUAACAAAAAUUUAAUAAAUGAAACAGUUACAUAUGAAACAAUAAAAAAGGAACUUGUUACUAAUAAAACAAAUAGUAAAUUACAUGAAUUUGUUUAUAAUUUAAAAAAAAAUAAAAUUAAAGGAAUACAUGGAAUGUUAAACGAUUUAGGAUACAUAGAUAAAAAAUAUGAAAAAGCAUUAUUAAUAGCAGGAAAUAAUUAUUCGGAUCUUGUUGUAGUACAGAAUCCAAAUGAUGCAAUACUUUUAUUUGAAGAAAUUAGAAAAGCAAAUUUAGGACGGAUAAAUGUUUUAUCAUUAUCAAUAUUAGAAAAAAAUUUAAAACCAAUUAUGUUAAAUAAUGAACAAAAUUAUAAACCAAUACUUCCAAAUAUUCAUAGAUUAAUAGAUUUUGUAAAAUUUAAAAAUAAUAUAUAUAAAAUAUGUUUUUAUCAUAUUUUAAAAGAAACCCUUUUAGCAAAUAAUUUGGAUGAAGCACAUAUUAUCGGAUAUACUCAUAAAAAAAGGGUUGUUACAAUAAAUGGUGAAUUAAUUGAAAAUGAUGGUAGAAUUUGUGGAGGAGGUAUUGGAAUGGGUUCUAUUCAUUCUAAACAUGGACCUAGAAGUAGUAUAAAAACAACAGAAUAUGAUGAAUAUGAUUUAAUAAAAAUAGAAAAAUCUAUUAAAGAAAUUAAUAAAAAUGUAGAACAAUUAAAGGUAGAACGAAAUAUUUUACUUUCAGAUAUAAAAAGUGUAAAUUCAUUUAUUGAAGAUAAUGAAUGUAAAAUGGAAAUUGCAAAUAAAAGAAGUGAAAAUUUAAAGAAACAAUUAAAAGAUGUUGAUGAUCAAUUAGAAAAUUCGCAAGUACCAGAACUAACAAAAGAAGAAGAAGAAGAAUUAAAAACACUUAAUGAGCUAAUAGAAAAAAAAAAUAAUGAAAGAGAUAAAAUUGAUAUUUUAUUAAAAGAACAAGAAAAAAAAGUUAAAAAACAUUAUGAUGAAUUACAAAAUGUAGGAGGUGAAAAAAAAAAAAAAUUAAAAUCAAAACUUCUGACUGCCGAAAGACAAUUAAAUUUAAUGAAAGAAGAAUUAGAAAAACAUAAUAGUGAAGAAGUCAAUGCUUUAGCAGAUUUAGAAAAAGGAAAAAAAGAUAUUCUUAAAUUUACUGAAGAAAUUGAAGAAUAUGAAAAAAAUGAAAAAGAAUUAGAACAAGAAUUAAAUAACAUUGAAGCAAAAGGAUGUACUAUAUAUGAAGAAUUAAAUAAUUUGGAACAACUUCUAAAUCAGAUGCAAAUAAAAAUUGAAGAAAAUAAAAAAAAAAAACAAAUAAUAGACGAAAGUAUAUCAAAAAAAGAUUUAGAAAAUGUAGAUAUAUUAUAUAAAAUUGAAAAUAUUGAAAAAGAAAUCAAACAAUAUCUUUCAAAAAAAGAUCAAUACGAAAUUAAAAUUAAAGAAUAUAUGGAUCUAAUUGAUCAAUCUGAUAAACUUAUUUUGGAAAACAUGACUUUUUCUAUAAAAGACAAUACUCAAAAUGAUGAUACUCCUGAAAGUGAAAUUUCUGAUAAUACAACAAAUAGUGAUGGAAACACAUAUUGUAGUGGAAAUAGUGAAUAUGAAGAAGAAAGCACUUGGGAUGAUGCAGAAGAUGAUGAAAAGGGCGAACAGCUUUGUUUAACUAAUGGGGCAGGUGCAAAUGCGGCAGAUGUAAAUGGCAUAGAUCCAAAUGGGGCAGGUGCAAAUGGCGCAGAUGCAAAUGGGGCAGGUGCAAAUGGCGCAGAUGCAAAUGGCAUAGAUGCAAAUGGGGCAGGUGCAAAUGAAGAAGGAAAAAAAAGAAGACGAAAAAAAAAAAAAAAAAAAGAAGAAGAAGAUGAAGAUGAAGAAAAUGAUUUGAAAGAACUUGAAGAUAUGCUUCAUGACAAUAAUGAAAUAAAUGAUACUGAAAAUGAAUAUGAUUAUAUAAAUAUAAAAGAUGAAGAAUUAGAAGUAUUAAAUAAAAAAGAAAUAGAAACAAAAAUUGAGCAUAAAUUACAUAUAUGUGAAAAAAAAGCACCAAAUUUAAAAGUAUUCCAAGAUUAUAAUAUAAAAUUACAUGAUUAUAAAAAAAGAAGAAAAGAUGUAAAAAAAUCAAAAAAAGAAAAAGAUAAAAUAAGAAAAAUUUAUGAUAAUUUAUGUAAUAAAAGAAGAAAAGAAUUUUUAGCUGCCUUUAAUAUUAUCUCAUGUAAAUUAAAAGAAAUGUAUCAAAUGAUUGCAAUAGGGGGUGAUGCAGAAUUAGAAAUUAUUGAUUCUUCCGAAAUAUUUAAUGAAGGUAUAUUAUUUUCAGUUAGGCCACCUAAAAAAAGUUGGAAACAUAUCCAAAAUUUAUCAGGAGGAGAAAAAACUUUAAGCUCAUUAGCUUUAGUUUUUGCUUUACAUUAUUUUAAACCGAAUCCUAUUUAUUUUAUGGAUGAAAUAGAUGCAGCUUUAGAUUUUAAAAAUGUCUCAAUUAUAUCUCAUUACAUUAAAACAAAAACAAAUGAUGCUCAAUUUAUUGUUAUUUCACUUAGAAACCAAAUGUUUGAAUUAUGUGAUCGAAUGGUGGGCAUAUACAAAACAAAUGAUAUAACUAAAUGCAUAACUUUAAAUCCGUACAAAAUUCAGGAUAAUAAAAAGAGAAAGAGCGAAGUUUCCCAAGCAUAA
Molecule: messenger RNA, 4392 nt
Organism: Plasmodium yoelii
Lineage: Eukaryota; Apicomplexa; Aconoidasida; Haemosporida; Plasmodiidae
Product: chromosome assembly protein
Exons: 1
Coding region: 1-4392 (1463 amino acids)
Biological process (GO): mitotic chromosome condensation
Cellular component (GO): chromosome
Molecular function (GO): protein binding; ATP binding; ATP hydrolysis activity
Source: RefSeq, a predicted model, not a curated record